UGACCACUCAUCAAUAUUAUGGCGGUCACAGAGAGUUCUCCAAUGUUCUUAAGAGCUGUCAAUUGUGAAGGUGAAAUUAAAGACAGGUUCUUUAUUGCCAAUUUGUUGAAAGAGGCAAUAAUGGAAGUUGGAUCGAGAAGUGUGGUUCAAGUUGUUACGGAUAAUGCACCGAUAUGCAAGUCUGCAGGGUUGAUCAUUGAGUCACAAUUUCCUCACAUCUUUUGGACACCUUGUGUAGUGCACACUUUAAAUCUUGCUUUGAAGAAUAUUUGUGCACCCAAGAAUACCGAAGCUAACCAAGUUGCUUAUCAUGAGUGUCGUUGGAUUAGUGAACUUGCAGAGGAUGCGGUGCUGGUUUAAGCUUAUCAAGCGUGGUCUGAAAGAGUUGGUUAUCUCUGAUGAAUGGGAAGCAUAUAGAGAAGAUGAUGUUGGAAAGGCUCAAAAUGUGAAGGAAAUAAUUUUGAAUGAUCUUUGGUGGGACAAAGUUGAGAGAGUCAUUUCUUUCACUAAUCCAAUAUAUGAGAUGCUUCGGUGUGCUGACACAGACAAGCCUACACUUCAUUUGAUCUAUGAUAUGUGGGAUUCCAUGAUUGAGGGAGUGAAGGCGUCUAUAUACCGCUUUGAAGGAAAGGAGCUGACCGAAGAAUCAAGCU
This is a messenger RNA of Tripterygium wilfordii, 653 nucleotides long. RefSeq lists its product as uncharacterized. The coding region runs from base 19 to 360 and encodes 113 amino acids. The transcript is spliced from 2 exons. NCBI's taxonomy places the organism in Eukaryota, Viridiplantae, Streptophyta, Magnoliopsida, Celastrales, Celastraceae. The record is from RefSeq and is a predicted model, not a curated record.